CGCACAGAAUGCCCUUCGACCCGCCCACCUUCACACGGCUGCUGCCGACUGGCUGCUCCCUCGGGCAGCGGCUCGAGUACCACGCGUCCCUGUCGUCCACUAUGACCGCCACACGCGAGCUGGUUGGCUCCGAGGGCGGCGCGUCCCUCCACGGGGCCGUCGUACUUGCAGACGAGCAGACCGCGGGACUUGGGCGGCGCGGCCGCUCGUGGGACGCGGAGGCGUGCUGCUCCCUCCUCUUUUCGCUCGUGUGGGCGCCCGCAGCCGCCGGCCCGCCCGCGUUUCCCGAGCUGGUGAGGCUCAAUCUUGCCGCGCCGCUCGCCGUCGCCGGCGCCUGCUCAUUGGUGGGCGUCUCCUCGGGCCUGGUCAAGUGGCCCAACGACGUGUGGGCCGGCGUGCCGCCCAAGAAGCUGUCUGGCGUGCUGCUCGACUACGACGGCCGCGAGGCGGCGGUGCUCGGCGUCGGGGUGAACGUGCUUCAAGACAUGUCGCUGCACCCGGCAGCGACGUCGGUCGCGACCCUGCUGGCUGCGCAGACGCCGUCCCCGCCCGGUCGGGAGGCCGAGCCGGGAUGGGCCGGCGCGCUGGAGCCGUCGUCUCCGCUCGCGCCGCCCGCGUCGCUGCGCGAGCGGCUGCUCGCCUCGUUUUGCGGCGAGCUCGAGCGGCUGAUGCGGAUGGAGACGGCGCAGGUGGUGGCCGAGCACCGCCGCCGCGACCUGCUGCGCGGCCAGACCGUGCGUGUUCACCACCGCACCCGCGAGGAGCACGACCCGCGCGACUACGACGCGGUCGCCGCUGGGGUUGGCGAGGACGGGGCGCUGCGCGUGAGGCGAGUCGGUGAGCCCGCCGGCAGGGAGGUGGCGCUGGCCGCGGAGGAGGUGUCCAUCAGUCCGCUCGGCCCGGCGAGCUAGCUCGGGAGGCGCGCAUGUGUGGAUCUGCCAUGCCACGGGGACUCGGCGGCGGGGAUGCGCGGGGACUGGGAGGUGCGUCGGAGGAAGGCGCGCAUGUGUGUGGAUCCCGGCAGUGGAUGUGCGCGCAUGUGCACCGCGCAUGUAGGCAUGUGCAUGUAGUACCCGCCUUUGGCGUUGGCAACAUCAGAUGUCGGAGGUCUU
This is a messenger RNA of Emiliania huxleyi CCMP1516, 1112 nucleotides long. RefSeq lists its product as hypothetical. Bases 9 to 911 code for a protein of 300 amino acids. Gene Ontology annotation, molecular function: biotin--[biotin carboxyl-carrier protein] ligase activity. Lineage: Eukaryota; Haptophyta; Isochrysidales; Noelaerhabdaceae. The transcript has 2 exons. Gene Ontology annotation, cellular component: cytoplasm. The record is from RefSeq and is a predicted model, not a curated record. Gene Ontology annotation, biological process: protein modification process.